This is a messenger RNA of Oncorhynchus kisutch (coho salmon), 2203 nucleotides long. RefSeq names its product coiled-coil domain-containing protein 157. The transcript is spliced from 9 exons. Lineage: Eukaryota; Metazoa; Chordata; Actinopteri; Salmoniformes; Salmonidae. The coding region runs from base 115 to 1959 and encodes 614 amino acids. The record is from RefSeq and is a predicted model, not a curated record.
UUCUUGCAAUCUGGACCUGGUGUCGCUAUUGGAACAAUACGACUUUGUUGAUGGGGAAGAGGAAUUCAAUCAGCAUUCACAUAUUGUUUUGCUGGAGUUGGUGAUUGACAGUGCAUGAAGCAAGAUAUUCAAGAAGUGAUCAAAACUCCAAAAUGUGAGGAAAAUACAACUUUUUCUUCAGAAUCCUCACUUCUGAACACAAAAAGUGAUAUUUGUCCACAGUCUCCAUCAAUAGUGUCUCAGCACUGUACCUCAAGAACAGCAACAAGCACUCCAUUGUGUCCUCCACAGAAAAUAUUAAAUGGCUCCCUCUCCUGUCGCACUCACAGAACAGCAAGCAGCAUUCCCUCCUGCCUUCCCCUUAUAUCCACGGACACUCGUAAUGUAAGUUGCCAGACAGUAGUGUCAUCCCUUGUCCCCUGUGAUGCCUGUGCUCAGGUCCAGUCCAGUUUGAGGGAGACUGGUGAUGCUCUUGUGGAGCUGUGUCGGAGUGAGGGCCUUCCCUCCUCUCUGCAGCGCCUUCUGGUGGCUGUGGAUGACACCCUGGAGCAGGGCCGUCUGACUGCAGGAGAUGUGUCCCAGUGGUCCAUAGAGCAGCGCAGGGACAUGGGCCGGGUGGGUAAGCAUCUGCUGGAGGUGCGGUCCACAGUGCAGCCUCUCAGAAACAGCCUUCAGGCAGCGGAAAGGGAACGGGAGGAGUUCAGGGCUCAGCUGGGUAGAGCACAAGAGGAACUGAAGCGUGAAAGGGCAACACACCAAGCCGGCAAAAAACAGCUGGAGCAAAAACUGCAGGAGGCCCAGGUAUCCAGGGAGGAGACAGAGAGGAGACUGCAGGAAGAACAUGAGGAGCUAAGGAGAGGCACCGUGUCCCUGGAGGAUAGCAACUCCAAACUGAAGGCAGGGAUUAGUUUGCAAAAAGAAAGGUUACACAAACUUGAGUGUGAGAGAGAUGAGCUACAUCAGGAAGUGAAGACCAUGCAGGUAGAGGAAGAGGCACGGAGUAAAUUAGAGGAGAAGACACAAGUGCUGGAGGCUCAACUGUCCACUACUCAGCUCUUACUUGACAAGGAGAAAUCCAAGUACCAGAAUGCUUGUCGCCAACAGGAGUCACUGCAGGCCAAGCAGAGGUCUCUGCUGGAGCGAGUGGAUGCUCUGGACCAGGAGUGUGAGGAGCUUCAGGAACAGUUGGGGAAGAGUGAGGACCGACAGACAGACCUACAAGAACGACUGACACACAUCUCAGAGGAGAAGGACCAACUUGAAACCCAGCUCACCCAAGAACAGGCCUUGUGUUCUGAGCUUCAGCAGGAGAAGCAGAGACUGGAAAGUCACGUGAGUGAGCUGAAAGACAGUGUGAAUCAGUUGAGAGGAGAGGUGCAGGAGUUAGCCCAGAGGGAGAGGCUGCUGGUGGCGUUCCCGGAGCUCAACCCCCUGCCUCAGGGAUCUCCACAGAGCACAGGGGAUGUGUUGGGGGAUAUGGAGCAACAGUUACAGGCUAACUAUGUUCGGAUUAGGGUUCUGGAGCAGGAGAAUAGCACCCUGCACAGUAGCCUGGUGAAACUGAGGGAUAGAGCCCAACUAGGGGCCUCCAUGGUGGAGUCCAAGAUUACCUGCCCCAGCAGCUGUGGAUUCACCCAGUCUCUGCCUGACACACCCAGCGAGAGCCAGCUAAAACCCACCCCCUAUGUACAACACAGCCCUUUUCAGACCUCCAGUGCAGGAUUGUUGAAACAUGGAGUGAGGAAGAAGGGAGCAGAUGAAGGGGCCGUCCCUAUGGAGAUGAGGCCUCGGGAUCACUUGUCCACCGCUACCUCGUCACUCUCUGCCACCUCCACUACAUCUCUGGUGCACCAGCAGACCCUCCGGCUCUCCCCAGACACCAGUGCAGCCAGAACCUACACAAGGAUUCGCCAGGCAUCCAGAACCCGCUCUGUUUGCAUGCACCAGAGGAAGAAGUGAAUCCAGCACUUGGUGAUCAACCUCAUGGUGACAAUUUUUGGAGCAUAACAAUGCUCAAAGAGGCGGGGGCUGAAAGAGGCUGUUGUUUAAAGUGUAUGUCAGGCAUCUCCAUAAGGAGACUGUGAUAAGACACAGAUGAUUUGGGCAGAGAAACAAUACAGCUAAGCUGUAGAGUUCUUUGUCAACAUUGAUCUGGCUUGAAGUCACUAUUCACCUGAAAAUGAAUUUGCAAUCAUACACAAUA